This is a messenger RNA of Argiope bruennichi, 5930 nucleotides long. RefSeq lists its product as uncharacterized. Gene Ontology annotation, molecular function: protein binding. The record is from RefSeq and is a predicted model, not a curated record. NCBI's taxonomy places the organism in Eukaryota, Metazoa, Arthropoda, Arachnida, Araneae, Araneidae. Bases 89 to 1243 code for a protein of 384 amino acids. The transcript is spliced from 5 exons.
AGUUGUACCGGGUGAGGGAAGUGGGCUAGUGUUUGAGAAACAGAAACAAGACUAAUUUACUUUGGAGUUUUCUUCUUUCCUUUAUAAGAUGGGAGUUUUUAAUUCUUUAGGACUUUGUUUACCUGUUUUGUUUUCUUUACUUUUUACAGAAAUAACCUUUGCGGACCAAAGAUUUGACAUCGUUGAAACAAAAUUCAUCGAAGAUGUGUGUCCUUACAAUGAUACUUUGGAGUUAUUUCUCUCAGCUACUGGAAUGCGAUCUGCUCUCAGACUGAAAAAUAUGAUGACUAAAGGUUAUAGUAACUGCACUAUUGUUAUUUAUAGUGCUUUGACUGGUGUGAUUGUUAACUUGGAUGCUGGUCCUUACAGACCUGAUGCCGUAUAUGAAGGGUGUAAAGAUUAUAUUCAGCUGGUACCAGGCUACAAUAAGACAAGAAAUUAUAAUGAUAAAGCAACAUCUCUUGUAUCCGAUGGCAAUAAAAUUGUGUUCAGAUUCUUAAAAACAUAUAAUGGAGAUUACUUGGAGAGAAGCUGCAUCAUUCUUACAACUGCCUAUAGAAGAGGUAAUGGCAGAUGCUCUGAUAAUGAAUUCAUGUGUGGUUCUGGUGAAUGCAUUUGGAAAGAAUUCCAGUGUGAUGGACAAUUAAACUGCCCAGAUGGAAGUGAUGAGUUUGGUCCUAGAAGUAGGAUAUGCAGUAUCCAAGUUAGUAAGAUGCCUCUCACCUUACAUCCUGCUGAUAUUAAAUGGAAGUUAACAGUUCCAACCACUGAGGCCAUUGAGGUGGAAUUGGAAAAUACCUUUAAUGUAGCUAUUAUAAUAGCUGUUGCAUGCGCCUUUGUGAUUUUCUUUUUUGGAAUAAUAAGAUUUAUUACUCGCUCUAUGUGUCGUAAAAAGGAUAAUGACGAUGCUGAUUCUGACAGCAGAGAACAAAAUGGGGACAAUAAUAAUCAAAAUAGUCAUAAUCAUAAUCCACCUCGUCGUCCCUAUGCUACUUUUGCUACUAUUUCUGUUAUUCGCCAGAGACCUGACUAUCGACCGCAGAAUGGUUAUUCGCCACCGCCUCCAUCAUAUGGUUCCCUCAUUGAGCAAAGCUGCGAUGUGGACCCACCUGAAUAUUCUACUGUAGUUAUUCCUAAGGAGGAAGGUGAUAUUCCUAAAGAAGAGGAUGCUUUACUAGAGAAUGAAGAUCAAGGAAUGAAAAAUGCUGCCAUUCCUGAUCCACCACCACCUUAUGUUCCAUAAAUAUUUUUAAACUGUGAUAAGCAUUACUAUUAUAGAAAAUGUUUAUCAGAUUUUUUACAUUACUGAUUUCAGGUUGAUUUUUUUUUUUCGUGCAUAUGUGUGUAGUUGUGUUUUUUUUUUUUUUUUGGAAAGGUGACAUAAUAAUACAAAUCUUUUUUUUUAUUAUAAUCUAUCAGAUUUGUUUAAUUGCAAAUGUCAAAUUAUUGAAAGAUGCAAAAAGCAUUAUUUUUAAAAGCUUAAUUUUAGUUUUUGAAUUUUAAAUAUUCUAUUUUUUAAUUGUUCAAUAUAUUUUUAACCUAUCAUCAUGUGUAAAAAAAUUUCAAAAUUUUUUAACACCUUAUAUUUUUGAUAGGAACGAAUUAACCGAAAUAUUUAAAAUUUGAGACUGCGUAGUCGUAACUGCAUAAAAUUUUAACUACUUUUUAAAGAUAAUUACACAUUUCCACUCACAUAAUGCAGAACACUGAGAAUUCCCUUUGUUAGAUGGGAUGGAAUUUUUAAGAGAAAUUGCUCAUAUGGACAUUUACUUUAGAAAAUCAAUGUGUAUUUUAGUAAAAGUAAAUGCAGAAUUAAAUCUUUCCAUGUUAAAAACUUUCUUCCAGCAUUUAUUUUCUUCUUAUUUAUCUAUAAAUAAACUAGAGGAUUUAAAACAAAAUUGUAAUUUUCUUUAAUUUUUAAAUGAUGACUUUGUUCUUGAAAAAUCUGAAUUUAUAAAUUGACCAUAUGACAUAAGAAGCUAUACAUAUUCUUCUUUAUCAUGAUGCAUGUCAAUGUCAUACUUAAAUUAUAUAUUAGACUAUUAAAGGUAAUUUUGUUACUUUUUUUUUUAUGUAGAACUAUGCAACAAUCCCUAUUUCAAGCGAAGCUAAUGCUUGAAAAAUUGUAAGUUCCGUAUUUUAACUUUUCAAUGUGUAUUUCGUAUGAUUUUUUAAUCAAAGCGUUUUAGUCGUUUUUUUUAUAUAUUUAAACUUAGAAUAUUAUGAAUUUACAGUGACAAACUCUUCAGAUUGUCUUAGCAAUAAAAUUUGUAUGUUUUGAUAUUUUUCUUUUGGAAGAGAUCUUGUAAACACUUUUGGUUAGAAUUUGUUGUUUUGUUGGGAGAAGAGUCAUAAAUGUCUUAAAUAUUUUUGGAAUUGUGAGGAGAGUGUUUUUAGGCUUGAAAUGGAGUUACCUAGUAACAUAUUUGAUAAUUUUACUUAAACAGUUACUACUUAUUAUUUUUGUCAAUUGCUUUUCCUUACAUGAUGCAUGUUUUCAAACUUAUAGAUGAAGGUGUUCAUUGUUUGUUUAAGGCUUUGUUCGACUGAUAUCAAUUAUUCUCCACUUUCAUUGUCAUAACGGCUGCUAAUAUUUAGUUUGAAAGCAUAUUUGUAGAAGAAUUACAUACAUUAAGAAUAUAUUCCGCUGCAUACUUCUGACUAUCAAAAAGUUAAAAAAAAUAAAUCUUUUUGCAGACUUUAUUGUAUUUUGUGUCUUUAAAGAACCAUUUUGGAUCUGAAAUUUGUUUUGAAGCGAUUGUUCUUUAUGUGCAGGUGCUACAAAUGAUGGAAUAUAUUAAAUUCAACAAUAUUUUUAUAAACUUUUUAUCUGCUCAUUGUAUAACUGUAAGCUACCGUAAAAGGAGAUUUCUGUUGCUGCGGAAAUUCAAAAUAUCUAUCUAUACAACUAUUCAUCUGUAUAGCUAUUUUGUUAUAGUUGAACUCUGUGAAUAUUUCCAUUAUAAAGAAACAAAGAGCUUCUUAAUAGUUUGAAUGUGAUAUCUUCAUUUUACAUGCAAAUUCAUUGAAAAUAAUAGUUAUUACUACUUUGCGGAUCAAUUUAGAAAGUGCUUUAUCUUAUUAUAAUUUCAGAGUUAUCCUAAGAAACGUUCUGUAAUACCUAAUAGAAUUAUCAUAGGUGCACAUUUUUUGAAAUUAUUAAGAGGGCUUAAAAGUAUUUGCUUAUUAUGUUUAAUUUUAAUUAAAAGUGUGUGCUUUCUUCCAAAUGUUAAAUCUAUAAGAUUGUAAGAAGUAUUUUUCAAAAUAUUUGCAUUAAGUAUACUGGUAUUAGAAAUCUAUAUAUUAAUUGUACAUCUGUAGUACCUCGCAUAUUCAUUGUCUCUCACAUAUUAUAUUCUUUUAUAAUGAAUUAUGUGCAGAAAAUUUUUAUUAUUCUGAUUCUGUUUAAAUAUUCGGUAUGUCAUGCAGUGAAAUUUGUAUAUUUUUCUAUAAACAGUUUUAUAUUUAUUGUAUUUUGAAAAUAUUUCAGUACAAAUUACAUAUUUUCAUGCAGAAUGAAUUGCUCUCUAUUUAUCUUAUAGCAGCUAAAUUUGUUUUAAAUUAUGAUUACGGAUUCAAUUCAUUGUUACAGUGACAAUUUACUGUUCUGGUAUUUGUAAGACACGCACUUAUCUAUUGCUUCUAAAAAUGGAUUAUUUUGUUAAUGGAAUUGUUGUACCUUUGCAUUUUUUUUUUUUUUUUUUUUUUUUUUUUUUUUUUUUUUGUUCUGUCUUAAUUUAAACACCCAUGAAUACUUUUAAAAUGUUUAAGAAUGAAUUAAUUAUUUCAGUGAUCUUAAAAGGACAUAUGUAUCUGUAAGUUUGCAUCCCAUCUCCCAUAAUGAAGUUAAAUAUUUCUAUUGAAAAAAUUGUCUAUCAAAUUCUUAACAUUCCAUUGCAUAGUAUUUAUUAAUGCAUAAAUUUGAUUCUUAUUAUGUAUUUCGUUUUCAAUUAGUUAAAUAUGUAUUUUAAGAUUUAACGCAUCAAAACAAUGGUUUUCACUUUCAUUUUAAUAAAUAUUUAUGUUAGCUUCUCUUCAUUAAAAUAUUAUUCGUUUUGAAAAGCAUUUUCUCUCAUUGUAGUUGCUUCAUGUUAUAGUACUUAUCUACCUCAGUCAUUUAAACUAGUUGGCUACUGCAUUUUAUUAUUGUAUAUCAGCAUUUUAGAUACAAGAGUUUUUGAUAUAUUCUAUUAAGUCUAAACAGAGUCUUCAAGAUGGAUGGAAAUAGAUUACCUGUAUAUUUAAAUAUUAUAACACAAUCAUUUAGUUUUUAAAAGUAUGUUGAUAAUAUUAGAUUAUCGACUACUUUUUUUUAUUGCUUUGCAUUAUGUCUCUAGUGUUAAUGUAUUUAAUAAGCUAUUAAUUUUUCAUUAAUUAAAAUUUCUUAUUAAAGAAAUUUCAUCAAAAUUUUUAGAAGCUUGAAUUUUUUAGUGAUAUUUCUCUUUAGAAUAUGUCAGUAUCAGAGCAUUAAAUUUUAUACAAUUCAACCAAUUAAUAUGAUGCUUCAAAGUCAUCUUUUAAAUGCUUAUCUUAAUUUACUAAGUAUUUCAAAUAGCAUUGUCAUUAUUAAAAUAAGUGCUCUGUAUUUACACCAUCUGGCAAUUUACAUGUUAAAUUAUGGUUGAUAAGAAUAUACUUUUCAUUUACAUAUAUACACAUUUUUUUGUGUCUGAUAUUUACUUUGUUUGAAAGUCACUGUAGUUUGAAUUUUUCAUAUAAGGUUUUGCAAGUUCAGUGAAUGAAACUUCUUAAGAAUCAACAUGCUGAAAUAGCUACCUAAACAGUUACCUUAAUAAAAUAUUUUUAUUUUGUUAAAUAAAAUAAAGUAGUUCACAUUACCUCAUUUGAUCAUAACUUGAAUAUCCUGAGAAUCGAUGCACAUUUGUAAAAAGAAAUGUUGGCAUUCUUAAAUGGUGAAGGUAUCCUGUUUUAAGAACUUCACACAUUUAUUCAUUUGUUCAUUAAAGUAUAUAAAGUUUUUAAGCUCAAAUCUUUACACACAUAGAUUACUUUGAUACUAUUUUAUUCUAGAGGGGAUAUUUCAAACUUCCUCAACUUUUUUGUAUUUAUUUAAAAUGUCUACAGUUAAAAUAAUGACUAUUAAUACAUAUACUUUACAAUUUUAAAAUAAGAGUGCCAUAAGAAAUGGCUAAUUGUCUUUAUUUUUAUUCUUGUUAUAUAAGAUUUUAUACAUUGUAUAAAAAUCUAAAAGUAUAUAUCUGCAUUUCCAUGCAUUUAAGUAUCUUGUGAUAAGAAGUGCCCUUAAUAUAAUAUUUUAAUAUCAUAUUUUUAAAAAAAUAUAAUUGUAUUACUGUAAUGUUAAAAAAUUAAAUCUUAUGUAACGGAACAAUUUUGCAUAGCAGCAUUUAUUUACAAGGAAAUAUCUAUAUUCUGAAAAAAUUAUUUUGCUGCAUCCUAUGAUAUUUUACAUAUUGACAAAUAUUUUAUGAUUGUGGUUUUAUAUGUAUGUUCACUUAAAAUUACUAAUGUAGAAAAGUUUUAAAAUCAAUUCGAUAUUUUGUCAUUUUUUAAAAAAUUCUUAUUUGGUUAUGUGUAUUAUUUAUAAUAUAUUUUAAAGUUUUAAUUUUUUUUUUAAAUUUCUUGCCUUACUGAAAUAAGCACAAAACAGUUUUGUAAUCCGAGAAAAAUUAUUCUGUUUUGUACACUUCUGAAGAACAUUUAUUUUGUGUUUAGACUUAUAAUAUAUAAAGUAUUUAAUACAUUGUGAAGUGUUUAUGCAUGUGUCUAUUGCAUUAUACUGUGAAGUUUAGUCAUUCAUCAGGGAGUUGUUUUACAUAUUGAGCUGCUUAUUUUUUGGUUUUUACAUUUUCCCCCCAAAAUAAAACUUAAUUGCAUGAGCAUAAGUGUCAAAUAUUUCUUAUAACGAGUUUUGUAUUCUGAUAUGUUAUAUAUUAAAAAGAAUGGUUGUA